Cokeromyces recurvatus is the source of this 1422-nucleotide messenger RNA. RefSeq names its product programmed cell death protein 2. Gene Ontology annotation, cellular component: nucleus; cytoplasm. The record is from RefSeq and is a predicted model, not a curated record. Lineage: Eukaryota; Fungi; Mucoromycota; Mucoromycetes; Mucorales; Mucoraceae. The transcript is spliced from 4 exons. The coding region runs from base 12 to 1235 and encodes 407 amino acids.
AAAAAAAAAAAAUGAAUAGUAAAACAUUAAAUGACACUGACAGUGAUGUGUCUGAGCUCGAUCCAAAAGAAUUAAGUCAAACCACUACUUAUGAUAAAUAUGCAUGCCAACUUGGCUAUAUUGAAGAUCCGGAAACGCCAUUGACAGCCGAUACUUUUCCUAGUAAAACAGGUGGAAAACCUGCAUGGUUAAAUCCUGAAUAUAUUCUGUCAGCAGAACAUGUCACUUGUGGAAACUGUGAACAACCUAUGCCUCUAUUAUUACAAAUGUAUACACCUGAAGAUCAUCCUGAUGAUGCUUUUCAUAGAACUGUUUAUGUAUUUUGCUGUAAAAAGGGUAGUUGUGUAAAACAAGAUUGGACUAAAAGUUUUCGAGUUUUUAGAUCUCAAUUACCACGUGAUAAUCCUUAUUAUCCACAACCUGUAGAAUCAGAUAAUGAAGAUGAUGAUAUACACCAUUUUACACCUAAAACUUUCAAAGCACCUACAGAAUGCGUGAUUUGUGGUAUUGGCGGAUCCAAAUUUUGUGGCAAGUGCGGGAAAGCAGCCUACUGUUCUCGUGAACAUCAAAUGCAGGAUUGGAAUAUGUGUCGACAUAAGGAAUUUUGCAACAAACCAACACUAACAAAAGAAGAGCAAGCUACUGUGGAUCAAUUACGUGCUGCACGUAUUUUUAUAGAAAAGGAGAUUGUGAGUGAACCAGAAGGUAAAGAUAAGGAUGAAGAGGAAGAGGAAGAACAAGCGGCAUUCUUUAAGGAAAAUAAUCCUGAAGAGCGAUCCGAUUCAAAGGCCCUUGUCCUUGCUGGUGACGAGGCAGAGGAAGAGACAGAGGUACCGGUAGAUGAUGUCUUUUUAAGCUUUCAAUUAAAAAUUCAGCAAAACCCUGAUCAAGUCAUCCGAUAUGAUCGUGUUGAAUAUGAUAUGCCUCCACGCGAACCAUUAUGGGUACAAGAGAACUAUAAACCAGAAUCGAUACCGAACUGUGAACGUUGCAAGGGCCCUCGUACCUUUGAAUUUCAAAUUCUAUCGACUUUAUUGAAUUACAUUGGAGUGAAUCAUGUUGCUGUAGACUCCUUGGAUUGGGGAUCAUUAUUUAUUUAUAGUUGUAAAGAGAAUUGUACUCUUGGAAAUGGUGUCUAUGCUGAGGAAGUGCUCUGGAAGCAAGACUUUUCCCAAGAUGGUAUGCAAGUUGGACCAAAAGAUGCAAAAUUAUUACGUCGAAAAUUGAAUAAAUAAUACUCUUACACGUCUCUACUUGUGUAGUAAGAACUAUAGUACAUAUUUAAAUAAUAAUUAUAUAUUGGAGAUACUACAAGUAAAACAAAGAAAAGAAUAAUAAUAAUAAUAAUGGAUGUAUGUAUCCAUUCAUUGAAAUUUAAUAUUUUACACAAUUUUGAGAUAUUAUGAAUGGUUUACAAACACG